Messenger RNA from Macroventuria anomochaeta, 1383 nucleotides. Its product is annotated as glycine cleavage system T protein. The coding region runs from base 1 to 1383 and encodes 460 amino acids. The transcript is spliced from 2 exons. Gene Ontology annotation, molecular function: protein binding; aminomethyltransferase activity. Gene Ontology annotation, cellular component: mitochondrion. The record is from RefSeq and is a predicted model, not a curated record. Lineage: Eukaryota; Fungi; Ascomycota; Dothideomycetes; Pleosporales; Didymellaceae. Gene Ontology annotation, biological process: glycine catabolic process.
AUGGCCUCGAAGAGAGUUGUUGCGGAGCUGCGGCCGGCUGCCAAUGCCUUUUGGACGCGCGCUUUGAGGCCUGGAAAUGCUCAGAGGCUGCAGUACACCACACGAACCAUAGCUGGUCAAGCUGCGGGACCCCGCAAGCUCGAGACACGGCAGCUGCUGCAGCUUGUUCGCUAUGCCUCGUCUGAAGCCGCUGGAGAGAAGCCGGCAAGAACAGGUCUGUAUGAGCUUCACAGCAAGUAUGGCGCCAAGUUCGUGCCCUUUGGCGGCUACGAGAUGCCCGUACAGUACAGCGACCUGAGCAUUAUCGACUCGCACAACUGGACCCGUGAGAAGGCCAGUCUGUUCGACGUGGGACACAUGGUACAGCACCACUUCUCCGGCUCCGGCGCCGAAGCGUUCCUCGAGAGCAUCACUCCAUCCUCCCUCUCCACCCUGCCUGUGAACCAUUCGACCCUCUCCGUCCUACUGCACCCUGAGACUGGAGGCAUCGUCGACGACACCGUCAUUGCGCGCCUGCCAGACAGGUUCUACGUCGUCACCAACGCUGGCUGCCGAGAGAAGGACAAGACCUACCUGUCUGAACAACUGGAGUCGUGGAAGAAACAGCACCCCGACCAGACCGUGGAGUGGAACGUCCUCGAUGGACAGGGCUUGGUCGCUCUCCAAGGCCCCCUGGCUGCCGACAUUCUUUCUCGCGUCCUCGCCGACGAGUCAACCGUGACGCUCAAGUCGCUGUACUUCGGUCAGUGCACCCCAGCGACAAUCAAGGGCACCCAUGUCGAAGUGCUGGUGAGCCGUGCAGGGUACACUGGAGAGGAUGGCUUCGAGAUCAGUAUCCCGUCCUCUGCCACCGAAGCCGUCACUCAGUUCCUCCUCGACAAUGCGAAGGACGAGCUGCGCUUUGCCGGCCUCGGCGCGCGCGACACCCUCCGUCUCGAAGCUGGCAUGUGUCUCUACGGCCAUGAUCUGGACGAUACCACGACCCCGGUGGAAGCAGCGCUGUCCUGGAUCAUCGGCAAAGACCGCCGCGCAAAGGGCGGCUUCCACGGAGACUCCGUUAUCCUACAGCAGCUGAAGAAGAAGUCUGAGGGCGGCGGCGUGUCGCGACGCCGCAUUGGCCUUAUCGUCGAGGGCUCGCCUGCUCGCGAAGGCGCUGAGAUUGUCAGCGAGUCUGGCGAGAAGAUCGGCAACAUCACCUCCGGCUGCCCAUCGCCCACGCUGAAGAAGAACAUCUCCAUGGGGUACAUCAAGGAUGGUCUGCACAAGGCCGGGACUGAAGUCCAGGUUGUCGUGCGCGGAAAGAAGAGGAAGGCGGUGGUGACCAAGAUGCCCUUUGUUCCUAGCAGGUACUUCAAACAGCAGCCCACGACGGCCAAGGCGUAG